Messenger RNA from Candoia aspera, 1062 nucleotides. RefSeq names its product myeloid derived growth factor (gene MYDGF). NCBI's taxonomy places the organism in Eukaryota, Metazoa, Chordata, Lepidosauria, Squamata, Candoiidae. The coding region runs from base 29 to 544 and encodes 171 amino acids. The transcript is spliced from 6 exons. Gene Ontology annotation, biological process: positive regulation of angiogenesis; positive regulation of endothelial cell proliferation. The record is from RefSeq and is a predicted model, not a curated record.
CACGGCUUUUUCCCCAUCCUCCUCCAAGAUGGUGGCGCCCAGGUUACUCGGCAACCGGAGGCUUUGGGACGGCUCGAUGGCCUCCCUCUUCCUCCUGCAGCUCCUUCUUUCGGCGGUCGGAGCGGAGGAAGAGCCCAUCACGGCCGACUUCGAUGUCAGACCCGGCGGGAUGGUUCACUCGUAUUCGAAAACCCUGGGAGAUUAUACCUGCACUUUUACCUACGCUGCUCAGGGCGGGACCAACGAGCAAUGGCAAAUGAGUAUCGCUGUCAGUGAAGACAAUGUGCUCUUUUCGUGUUCAGUCUGGAGGCCCCAAGGGAAAUCCUACCUUUUCUUCACCCAGUUUAAAGCCGAAGUGAAAGGAGCAAAGAUCCAUUACGCCAUGGCCUACUCUGCGGCGGGUGUUGGAGGACAGGACGACAUCCCGUUGAAAGAGGAAGAAUUCUUUGCCACAGAAAGGGCAGUGGCUCACCGGGAGGGCAAGUUCCGUUCAGAACUCUCCAAGGUCCUGAUUGUAGCCGAAAAGUCCCACGAUGAGCUGUGAGCAGCCUCCAUCUUGGCUCCUGCAGCGGACAGGCCAUGGAACUUCAGGUCGCUGUUGGUGGGACCUCUUCUUUCUGGCAUCCUGAGCAGCAUCCGAGCAAGCCUUUAGAAGAACAUGUUUGGGGAAGAAACAGAAGCCACGCACGCACAUGGCCCCUUGACACCUGAACUCAAGAGCUCCUUCGACUGCAUUCUUCCGUGGCAUUGGUGGCAAGCAUGAAAUGUGUCAUAGGGGGCCAGGGAAACUAAUCAGGGACACUCUUACUGCAUUUCAGAUCUGGUGCUGCAAGAACUGAUUUCAAAGGGUCUGGGGGCAUCUGGUGACAAGGAUUUAACUGCAAGAUGUGCAGAAAGUCCAUUCCUUUGCAGGUAUUAGGGUGUAUGUGUGUAGAAUCCCCUCCAGAAAGUUUCUUCCCCCCCCCCAACCCCUUCCCCAUAUAUUGGUUGAAUGGUCACAAAAAGUCACCCUGAGGGAAAGGAGCAAUAAUAUGAAUAAAAACAAAUUUAUAUCUUCAAAAC